Lingula anatina is the source of this 6015-nucleotide messenger RNA. RefSeq lists its product as uncharacterized. Lineage: Eukaryota; Metazoa; Brachiopoda; Lingulata; Lingulida; Lingulidae. Gene Ontology annotation, molecular function: zinc ion binding; nucleic acid binding. The record is from RefSeq and is a predicted model, not a curated record.
CUCCAAAAAUGAUGGACCUGGAGGAGGACAACGACCCUCACAUCUGCCUGAAUUGCAAUACCACCAUUGUGGGUCUCAUGAACUACAUCACCCAUAAGAAAAGCUUGUGUCCUGCAAAGAAACCUAGUCCUGCCAGGGCGACAACUGUCUCUAGGAGCUUGCCACAUGAAACUGCCGCAGCUAGUAAUAUAAACAAUACAACACACAUAAACAUAUACAGUAACUAUACGUGCACAGAUACUGUUGCGCUGAGUAAUAAUUUUUCAAGCACAGACCCUGUGCAGGAAAGGAGAAGCUUUGUCACCACAGAGGGGACAGCUACAAUAUCUGAUAAGGAUAACUUGACAUGUACGGAGGUGACACCUGUCACUACGGACUUUCUGUUCGAUUUUGCCAAUGCCGUAACCACUUUCAGCGCUCAAACUUCAUCGAACAGCUCUGUGAGGAAUUUUGGUGGAGAACCGUCUUGCAGCCCUAUCUAUACUCAGUCCAACCUUUCUCUGGAUGUCGGUGAUGCAAGUAAUGGCUUUUCGCUUCCUGUUUUGAGUCCACCGUCCGAUCAACCUGGAAAAGCCCAAGACUCAAAUAUUCCCCUUGAAGAGAAGGACCAAGAUGUGAAACGUCCGGAGGAUUUCUUUUCUUCUUUAAAUUUGCAAGUCAAGCCCAGGACCACUGGAAAAAGUGUACAAACUAAAGAUGUCGUCAGUUACACGCCUGCUGAGAAUGAAAAAGACAAGAGUUUACCAAUAUCCAACUUACUAGAAAAUUUGGGAUUCUGCAGCGAUUCGGAGAAUGAAGAGUAUGAUGAAGAGUCAGAAGAACUAAGUGGUGAAGAGGAGGAGGAUGAAAGUGAAGAUGAAACCUGGAAACCUGGUUCUCGACCACCUAGAGGCCACACAGGGGGAAAAUGGGAACCUGGUUCUCGACCUCCCAGAGGCCACACAGGGGGCAAAUGGAAACCUGGUUCUCGACCGCCCAGAGGCCACACAGGGGGCAAGUGGGAACCUGGUUCGCGACCACCCAGAGGCCACACAGGGGGCAAAUGGGAACCUGGUUCUCGACCGCCUAGAGGCCACACAGGGGGCAAAUGGAAACCUGGUUCGCGACCACCCAGAGGCCACACAGGGGGCAAAUGGAAACCUGAUACCCAGCAGACUAGGAGCCAGGGAGGUGGUAAAACCAUACCAAAUACAGUGGCAGAAGGUGGUGGAAAGUGGAAACCUUCAGAUUCUUCAUCCCCUCCACCUUGCCACACUGGAGGGAAAUGGAUGCCAGUAGAAACAGUGGGCGAGAAGUCCACCAAUACAGCACAACCUGGUGCUCCACUGGGUAUCCAUGAUGGCAAUACGAAUCUCGACCAGCAGCCAGAAGAUGGCGCUGUUAACUCUAGUCAACGAGAGGAGCCAUGCAGCUUGGAUGAGUGGAUGGAUGGGGAUAAUUCUUUUUCUGACUUUGGGGAAGAUGAUAGAGAGAAGAGUAUUAACUCUGUUCGACUGGAAACUGAAGGGAAAAAACAUAAGAAGAAAGUCAAAAUAGCAGAUAGUUUGGACGGGAAAUAUUAUUGCCAGCCAUGUCAAAAAUCAUUCAGGACUAAGUAUACUUAUGCUUACCAUUUUGAUAGCAAGAACCAUAAGCUGAAUGUUAAGAUUGCUUCACAGCAUGGUGACACCAAUGAGAAAACAUUUUCUGACUACUCUUUUAGAAAAAACGUUGAAGAUAGCAGUGACAGGGUAGUUGAAAGUGACAGAAGUGGCACAGGAACUGCAGGAAUAAAACAUGGGAGUGGAAAUGAGAUACAAGAUAGUGUGGAUGGAAGAUAUUAUUGCCAGCCAUGUCAGAAAUCAUUCAUCAAUAAGUAUACCCACGCUUACCAUUGUGAAAGCAACAGCCAUAAGUUGUGUGUUAAAGUUGCCUCCGUCUCUAAGGACUCCACUGAACCCUUCAGCCACAAAACAAGUGCAAAUGAAGGUGGAACCAACAACAAGGCAAAUGAACAAGGAGACACCACUCAGGGACCAUCGGACAUACACAACAGGAGGAAAACCCGCGAGGAAACUUGUUCCUGUGAGGAGGAAGAAGGUAGUGUUGAGGGUGGAAGAGAACCCUCGGAGGCAGACACCGAAGAUUAUUAUAGCGGAACAUGUGACCCAGAUGUGAACAACAAGGUGAAUGAAAGUCAUGAAUGGGAGAAUGCGAUUGGGCAGGGCGAUGCUAACGAAGAUGAAGAUAACGAUCAUGAUACCAAGUGUGGUCCUGAUUUUGUGUAUUCCUGUGUCCCCUGUGGCAGAACAUUUAAUUCUAAAUACACCUAUGCUUACCAUUUGGAAUCUGGCUUACACAAGAGAAGAAGUGGACCAAAAGAACCCGAGGAAAAGGAAGAUGUGAAGAUCAUCUGUAGGCCCUGUGACCGAGUGUUUCACAAUAAGUACAACAUGGCCAGACACCUGCUGACGGGUCUGCACUGUAAGAAGGCCAAAGGUCAUCCCGAGGAGUUGAACUUGAUCGUGCGCUACCAGGCGCUCAUGCUGCGCCUCAGUCCAUACCAGUGCCAGAUAUGCUUGUUUUUCUGCAACUCUCACAGUGAUCUCAAGAUCCACAUGGCAACGGCUGAUCAUGUGACAAAAACCUGGGAUUUGAUUGGUCCAAUGAUGUGUGGUAUUUGUAAGUUCACGUGUGAAACCAAUGAGACUAUGUUGAAGCACAUGGAGCUGGCGGAGCAUCUGAAAGCUCUGAAGAGCACUGACCGUGUCUGUGUCAUUAAAGAGUCCAGAUUUCUGAUAAACUGUAAAAUAUGUGGCAAGAAGGUCCAUUCGGCCAGCCAGUUGGAGAAACACUUGAAUACGAAGCACACUAAUCCUCCCAAGGAAAAGCAUACCCCAGUGUGUGCACAGUGCGGGAUAACGUGCAUCUCGAAUUAUGCACUGAACAUACAUGUGCGGCGCAUUCACACAAAGGAAAGGCCGUUCCAUUGUAACAUUUGUCAGGUUUCCUUCUUUGAUCACUACACCUUGUUUCUCCAUGAAAUGAGCAUCAAGCAUCAAAAGAUGUGUAACCAAAAGAAUGGAGAAAAUAACAAGCCAAAGAAAAAGUUAGAGUCCAGAGAUAAGGCCAAAAAGAAUGGAAAAAAGAGUUUGUACAAAUGUAGACAAUGUGACUACACUGUGACAGUGCAUGCUCAAUUACGACAGCACUUCAUUCAAGCGCAUGCUGAUGCCGUACAAGAAUGCAAAGUGUGUGGGAUCACGUUCUGCGAUAAAUACAAGUUGAAAGCCCACUGCAACACUUCAGGGCAUCGGAGGAAGGAGCAGCUAGCAGAGCAGGCUGAUGUACACGUCUUUUCCUGUGACAUUUGCAAGAGGAAAUUCUACAGCUCUAAGACGUAUAAGAAGCACUUGGUGUCAGCCCACGCAGAGUCAUGUGGGAUGGACCUUAUGGGCAGCGCACAUGAAACUCAGGAGAAAUACAAAGAUUUCCUGAGUAGCAUCCAGCAGUCCCGUAGCAAAGUUCCUUGCCCAGACUGUGGGAAACAUGUUGCACCCCGGUAUAUGGAGUCUCAUUUGAGAGUACACACAGGCGAACUUCCGUUCAAGUGUACACAAUGCUCCACCUGCUUCUCUCACGUGGACACUCUACGCCGCCAUGUCUACCAUGUCCAUCUCAAAGAACCACGAGGAACAUGCAACCUGUGUAAGAAAUCGUUUUUCACCAGCCAUGGCUACAAAGUCCACAUGCUGUCUCAUGAUAAAAAUGCUGUCAAACAAUUUGUUUGCGAUGUGUGUGGUGCUGAAUUUUGGACACAGUCAUCUUUGAACCUCCAUCAGAAAAAUCAUCAGAAAAAUUUUCAGUGUCCGUACGAAAAUUGCAGAGUAAAGGUAGCAUACAAAAAUGACCUGAAGCUUCACAUGCGCGUGCACUCAAAUGAGCGGCCAUAUUUGUGCGAUCUCUGCGGCUACGCAGGCAAGGGUCAACAAGCACUAACCCGCCAUCGCAGGACUCACACAGGUGAGCGAAAUUACAGCUGCGAUUACUGCCCUUACAAGAGCACAGACUGUACCAAGAUGAAGAGACACAUGCGCAUUCAUAUUGGCUCCAAGCCCUUCAAGUGCCCCUACUGUGAAUAUUCCUGCAACACUUUGGAGAACGUGAGGAAGCACAUUCUCAAAUCUAAAAAACACAAAGAUUGUUUUGUGUACCCAUGCAGAUUUUGCUCCUACGGUAGCAAUAGCAGCAAGGAGUUCAAGUCACACAUUCUCAGCGAACACAAAGACCAGAUCAGUGACUCUGGCACUAUAGACGUCGUAUCAGUCUACUCAGGAUUGUACGUGAAAAUAGAAGAUCUAAAAGCCCCUGCUGAGGGAAUGAAAAUAUUUCAGGUGAAAGAACAUACUGGGUCAAGCUAUAACACAGGCAAGAAGAAGGGUGCGGGAGGUGAAAAGCAGAGGAGUAAAUUAAAAAGAAAAUGUGAAAAUGAUCACAGCUAUGAUGCACUCAGCAAGAAAACAAGAGGAAAUGAGAGCGCUGACGUUCCAACAGCUGUAUCCACUUCUGAAUCGGCAAUAAAUGCUGAUGGUCCACACAUAAUAACUGAUAGCAUAGGUGAUGAAGUCACUGUUGUUAUCAAUUUCACAAAUAGCAAUGAUCAUAGAACAACAGGAUCUUCUGUAUUUACUCCAGCUGGUAACACGAACAACAAAAAUGGGAGACAAAGCGAACUUCCAUUCAAGUGUACACAAUGCUCCACCUGCUUCUCUCACGUGGACACUCUACGCCGCCAUGUCUACCAUGUCCAUCUCAAAGAACCACGAGGAACAUGCAACCUGUGUAAGAAAUCGUUUUUCACCAGCCAUGGCUACAAAGUCCACAUGCUGUCUCAUGAUAAAAAUGCUGUCAAACAGUUUGUUUGCGAUGUGUGUGGUGCUGAAUUUUGGACACAGUCAUCUUUGAACCUCCAUCAGAAAAAUCAUCAGAAAAAUUUUCAGUGUCCGUACGAAAAUUGCAGAGUAAAGGUAGCAUACAAAAAUGACCUGAAGCUUCACAUGCGCGUGCACUCAAAUGAGCGGCCAUAUUUGUGCGAUCUGUGCGGCUACGCAGGCAAGGGUCAACAAGCACUAACCCGCCAUCGCAGGACUCACACAGGUGAGCGAAAUUACAGCUGUGAUUACUGCCCUUACAAGAGCACAGACUGUACCAAGAUGAAGAGACACAUGCGCAUUCAUAUUGGCUCCAAGCCCUUCAAGUGCCCCUACUGUGAAUAUUCCUGCAACACUUUGGAGAAUGUGAGGAAACACAUUCUCAAGUCUAAAAAACACAAAGAUUGUUUUGUGUACCCAUGCAGAUUUUGCUCCUACGGUAGCAAUAGCAGCAAGGAGUUCAAGUCGCACAUUCUCAAUGUACACAAAGACCAGAUCAGUGACUCCGACACUAUAGACGUCGUAUCAGUGUACUCAGGAUUGUACGUGAAAAUAGAAGAUCUAAAAGCCCCUGCUGAGGGAAUGAAAAUAUUUCAGGUGAAAGAACAUACUGGGUCAAGCUAUAACACAGGCAAGAAGAAGGGUGCGGGAGGUGAAAAGCAGAGGAGUAAAUUAAAAAGAAAAUGUGAAAAUGAUCACAGUUAUGAUGCGCUCAGCAAGAAAACGAGAGGAAAUGAGAGCGCUGACGUUCCAACAGCUGUAUCCUCUUCUGCAUCCGCAAUAAAUGGUGAUGGUCCACACAUAAUAACUGAUAGCAUAGGUGAUGAGGUCACUGUUGUUAUCAAUUUCACAAAUAGCAAUGAUCAUAGAACAACAGGAUCUUCUGUAUUUACUCCAGCUGGUAACAUGAACAACAAAAAUGGGAGACAAAAAUAGUCAUACACACUCCCACCCUCACACUUUUUCACUGUAUCAAUAUAGAUUUGGUAAAUAUUUGAGGCAGUACUUGUGAAAAAUACUCAAAUAUAUGAUUGUAAGGUCAGGGGCAGAUCCAGAGAUAUUUUUUGACAGUCUUUCAAAUUAUCUUGGUUGAUCCAUCUUCAGU